AUGCUUGACGUCCAAACAGCCGUCAGGGCAAGCUUCGAAAAGGCGCACAGGGCCCCGAUACGGCUCCGAGACCAAGCCCUGAGGGAGGCCAGCUUCCGGGUCCCGCGCGAGAUCGCCAAGCUCAACCCUGAGGCCCAGCAGUUCAGGCUCGAGGAUAUGGGCCCCAUGUACCCCUUGCCAAAGGGUACAGAGGCCGGAAGACGAAUAGAUACCAAAAAGAACGCAUGCGCCUUCCUUUACUUCCCAAACGGUGCAGUCAAGGCGACCGCCGCUUUCGUAGCUAUCAACGCCGAGUUCAAACCUCCCAACGAGAGGUGGCUGGACCCCGCUAUCGCACGCAAGGGCAAGGAGGAGAAUAUCGGCAUUCUGGUGGCUGGUAUGGUUGCUUGGUACAUUCAGUAUGAAAUUUGGUCCGGGUUGAGACCAGAUAUCACCGGCCGCAUCCAGAGUGGCGAGCUGCCGGUCAUCAUCAGCUUCCGACACAUAGCCUGUGGAGCCCUGCACCACAUCGAAUCAGGAGAUUACACCAACCCGGCAUCGGUCGCACUGAUGAUGGACCUUACCAAAAUUGCUGGAUAA
This is a messenger RNA of Diaporthe citri, 579 nucleotides long. RefSeq lists its product as uncharacterized. The record is from RefSeq and is a predicted model, not a curated record. Lineage: Eukaryota; Fungi; Ascomycota; Sordariomycetes; Diaporthales; Diaporthaceae. The coding region runs from base 1 to 579 and encodes 192 amino acids. The transcript is spliced from 2 exons.